AUGCCACCUCCCACUUCAAAAGACCAAGGCGAGAAGCAGCAGGCCGCUCAACAAGCCGUAGACAUUCUGCACGAGAUCUCCACAAUCCUGAACUGCCAGCUGGACCGUAAACAAUUAUCAAUCUGCAUCUCCAUGAUUGAAAACGGCGUCAACCCCGAGGCCCUGGCGCAAGUCGUCCAGUAUCUGCGCAAGGAGGCGCAAAAGCAGAACUUCAGGCUCCGGGACCAAGAGCAGGACGCGUGA
Molecule: messenger RNA, 243 nt
Organism: Pestalotiopsis fici W106-1
Lineage: Eukaryota; Fungi; Ascomycota; Sordariomycetes; Amphisphaeriales; Sporocadaceae
Product: Mitotic-spindle organizing protein 1
Exons: 3
Coding region: 1-243 (80 amino acids)
Biological process (GO): mitotic spindle assembly; microtubule nucleation by interphase microtubule organizing center; gamma-tubulin complex localization
Cellular component (GO): gamma-tubulin ring complex; interphase microtubule organizing center; centrosome
Source: RefSeq, a predicted model, not a curated record